UAUGAAAUUAGGUAAUCGGGGUAAACAGUAAAGAUGGCGUCGUCUGUAUCUGCAGAUGGGUAUUUGGGUCUAAAUGGAGCUAUUUCCGAGUCUCAAACAAAAAAACUGACAGAUCUACCGGCCGAGUUGCUCGAACACAUCCUGUGUUUUCCUCUCCUCAGCCAUGACGACAUCUGCAACGCGUCAUGCACCUGCAAGCGGCUCCGCGACGUAUGUCAUGGAAGGGGCAAGGUCUGGGGACACCAAUACAGACUCAGAUGGCCAAGAUUGCAGAAAUAUUACCGUCACAAUGAAUGCUGUGAUUGGCUGAGGGAAUACAGAACAAGACAUACUGUUGGUUUACAAAUCAGACUGACCGUUGAAUCCAUCUCCAAGAGAUUCUUCACUGAGGUUCCGUGCGUAGGCCAGGUGCUGGGGGAUAGCUUUGCAGAGAUCCAGUCACUGGGGGCACCUGAACACUUCUGUGAAGACGAACUGCUCUUCAUCCUCAAUUCAGACAAAUGGAAAAGCUUGACGUUGAAGUACUAUGCAAAGAAAAUACUCUACUUCCUGCGUCAGCAGAACAUCCUGAGGAGUUUGAAGCUUUUUCUGGAGCAGUCGCCAGUGCAGCAAUCAGCUCUGGAAGGUGCUGUGCUGGUGGACCAGUAUUGCAAUCCCUUGGCGGAAAUCACCGUAGCCAGUAUAUCGGACCAACUGGAAGAGAUCACAGACAAGGUUCAGAAGAUGUUGAGGAUUAAGAACCCGUCUCACCCUAGCCUCAGGGGGGCUCCUGAUGCAGGUGUCUGCUUUCACGUAGAUGAUCUGGAACUCCAGAGACAGGCUGUGUGUGUACUGAACUGUGUGUUAUACGAGCAGCUUCAGUAUAAGGGCAAUGAGUUGGAUUACUACAACCCCCUGAACUCUUACAUCCACCAGGUGAUCCAACGCCAUACAGGAAUACCCAUAAGCCUCUCUGUCCUUUACAUGAUGCUGGCGAGGAGGUUAGGGGUUCAGCUGGAGCCGGUCAACUUCCCCAAUCACUUCCUGCUUCGAUGGUGCCAAAAACCAAAUGGGAGUGAAGACAUCUAUGACUUUGUCUACAUCGAUGCUUUUGGCAAAGGCAAGCAGCUGACUGCCAAGGAGUGCGAGUAUCUCAUUGGCCACCAGGUGACGGCAGACUACUACAGCGCUAUCAGCACCACAGAGGUUCUGCUAAGGAUGGUGGGAAACCUACUCAACAUUGGGAAGAGAGGGGAGGGCAAUGAAAAAUCCUACCAACUCUUGAGGGACUCUCUGGACCUAUACCUCACAAUCAACCCAGACAACGUCCAGUAUUUACUGCUGCAGGCUCGCCUCUACUUCCACCUCGGCAUUUGGCCAGAGAAGGUGCUGGAUAUUCUGCAGCACAUCCAAGCGCUGGACCCAUCCCAGCACGGUGCGGUGGGCUACCUGGUGCAGCACACACUGGAACACAUCCAGCACAAGAAGCAGCCGGUGCAGCCCGAGGUGAAGCGGCGCAGCGCUGCGGAGCACGUGGACGUCCGCUACGCCGCAGGCCUGGUCAUGAAACACAAGAGGUCGGGUUAUAACUGUGUCAUCUACGGCUGGGACCCAAAGUGCACUAUGAGCCAGGAGUGGAUCAGCACCAUGCGGGUCAACCAGCUCAGCAGUGGAGCCGACCAGCCUUUCUACAACGUGCUGGUGCAGGACGGGACAUGCCGCUAUGCUGCACAGGAGAACCUGGAGCCGCACGAGGACCCUUUAGAGAUCGGGCACCCCGAGGUGGGCCGCUACUUCUCGGAGUUCUCCAACACCCACUACGUUGCCAACGAGGAGCUAGAGACACGCUACCCGGAAGAUAUGUCCGAGACCUUGUGCACUGUCCGGCGGCUCUACCACAGACUGCUGCCCUCUAGCGGUGGGAACCAAAGCAAGGCGCAAGAGACGGCUGAGCCGGCGGAGCAGCAAGCAAUGCCAAUGUAGCUAGAGUCUUUAGUGACCCUGGUACCUACAAUGGCCCUUCUUCCUCGUAGUAUGCAUUGAUUGACGGCCAUGCUCAACUCAGCGUCCACAUAGCUGUCUCACACCGCUCAAAAGAAUGACGUUGUUGCAAAAAGGAUUUUUACCAGUCAGUAUAUGCCAGAGUGGAUGAUAACGCAAAAAAGCGAUGGCAUGUGUGUAUGUGUAGUCUGUUAGGGUAUACGGUUUACGCUGUAAACAUUUAUACUGCAAUGCAGAAUAUUACAGUUUGCCAUUUGAGCGGUUUAUGGGUAAUUCAUUGAAAUGUUCGUCACCCCACCAUGAGCAAUGUCAUUCACGUCCCCCGGCCCCGUCACCAACCCAGCACGAUUCUAGAACCCCCCCCCUUUUUUUUUCCUAUAUCAUUGACAUUGACCGAAAUACGAAUAUACUUAUACGCAAAAUGAAAAACAAAUAGGCCCACUUCGCAAAUGGCCUUUAAAUGUUUUGCAUUUUGUCAUCACGUCCCAUGCACUUAAGCGUUUGCCCGUUUCAUUUUAAAUAUUUUCUGUACAUUUACAAGUUAAAUAUAAUGAAGUGAGGGCUCAUCGGGUCAUUCAGCUCUCCUUCAAAGAGAAGAGUAUGAUGGAAAUUAAGUUAAUGAGUGGCUUGGACAAAGAACAAUUAUGACAAUUGAGGAGAAUUGUGGUAAUAAAAUGUAAAAUUUU
Messenger RNA from Gadus morhua (Atlantic cod), 2666 nucleotides. It is a transcript of the gene fbxo21, whose product is annotated as F-box protein 21. Lineage: Eukaryota; Metazoa; Chordata; Actinopteri; Gadiformes; Gadidae. Bases 34 to 1962 code for a protein of 642 amino acids. The record is from RefSeq and is a predicted model, not a curated record. The transcript is spliced from 12 exons. Gene Ontology annotation, molecular function: DNA binding; protein binding.